UUCUGGAGACAGAGACACGUCCGCUACGUCUGGGCUGGGGGAUUGUGAGAGCACUGAAAACAAAACCUAAUUGCUUCUACAUUUUGCUGGACGUCAUGGAAGAAGUGCACUCACGGUACACUGCAGGGAAUGUUGACCAGGCCUUCUUGAAAAUUUGGAGCAACAGCGAUUGAAACACACGAGAACAAGCUAAAUCCUAUCCAUAUAUGUAAUCUAGCUGUACGCAAGCAUCCAUCGAACCAGUGAUUUGACAGAAGCUGGUAGGCUGACGCAGUUCUGGGAGAGGAGGAAAUUAAGUACAUCGUGGAGUCUCGGAGCUUCCCUGGGAGCUGACUAAGUUUCUUAUGAGCUUUCUUUCAUUUCGCUCCUUCGAGCUACUGGCGCUGAUUUGCAUACUCAAUAGACCUUAAGGUUCUGAGUACCAAGGGGAGAGGGUUGUCGGCAGAAUGCGGGAGUCCGCGAAAGCAGAUUCACUCCUCCGUGUAGAAGAUAGUAGAUGCCUUUUCCAUAUGGUCAAGAGAUCAGUUCAGAUACAGCACAAAAAGCAACAAGAAUUCAAGAAGGACCAAAAGGGAAAAAGGAGCCGAAGAGCACAAUUGUAAAGAAUUCAAACAGGGCGAGGAAGGGUCAGCGAGCUGUACACCAGGAGACUACAGGCCUCGUCGAUGCAUGGUCUCGUCGAUCGCAUCGCCUUCGACUAAAUCCUCGCAACCACAAUGUCUUUCCGAAAGUCUAAAGUUCAACUUUGGUUUAAACCCUAAUGCUUUCGACACAAAAGGCCUGCGCUGCUAGACGGUUCCCAGUGCGGAUGAGCUCUGAGAUUCCCACGGACUCUCUCCCAAUUCAAUGAUGGAACAAAGCAGCGCAGCCAAAGAUCGAUCAUCGAUAGCUGUAAGUUGACUGUCGAUCGCCGGGGCAAUCAUGCCCCGGCGCUAUCGAUUACAAACAUACGUCGAUGAUUUCCAUAUCUUAGAUACACAUCGGUGACAUCACAAGGCGUGAACGAUACCAGCGCAUGCGAAAUCCGACCGUAGGCAUAUAAAAAUAUAAAAAUGCGCCGCAUGAGAGCAUAGGUCGGGAGUCAAACAGCGCGCAUCUAAGAUUCAACAAAAAGCUCACAACUGAACUUUUGGCUACAGAGAGGAUCUGAAGUUCUGAAAGCGCCCAAACUGACAGAAAGCUUCACAAAAUGGAAAAACCUGCACACAAUCUACAACGUAAGGACGGAAGACCAAGUGUCAGAAGGAGCAUCUGCUUACACGCUUCUGGUGAGAUGAGAGCCGGAAGCGUCGACACGACAAGACACGGGAGCAAAGGGCUUUGCGAGAUUCGAUUGCGCCGUGGAGGAGUCGGGCCCUUCAGAUGCAGUUCAGAUCCGCAUCCACGCCCCUUCGGACAACAGUUCGGGUCAGGCGCCGGCGACGAUGCCAACUCAGUGUCCGACUUUCGUCUUUCUGUCCAUAUCAGCCUUCUCAUCGGCCGACGCGUACAAGAAUCCCCAAAUUUGCAAGUUGUGCGCGUAGCCAAUCCAACACGUGGAGAGACACACGUGGAGUAG
Molecule: messenger RNA, 1558 nt
Organism: Marchantia polymorpha subsp. ruderalis
Lineage: Eukaryota; Viridiplantae; Streptophyta; Marchantiopsida; Marchantiales; Marchantiaceae
Source: the annotation of a GenBank genome assembly